CUUCUUCAGUGUUCAAGCUUCAAGCUCUGGCGCUUCUAUAAACGUUUUGAUCCGAUUUUGUAUAUUUUCCGCCGCGCCGUAGUGUGUCGUGUUAGCUUCAUCGGAGCACCAGAGACCGACCAGAGCGGUAAUUUUUGAAAAAAAAAGAACUACUCGUAUUGCUGGUGGCGCUUCGCUUAGCUUCGCUUCGGAAAAGUGCUUGCUUGUGCCUCUUGUGCUAUAUUGGGGGUGGUGGUUCAUCAUAAUUCCUUUGCGCUGAAGAAGUUGUGGAAACGUUUCUAUAUUCAUUCUUCUUGAAGUUUUGCUUUUUGUUUGGUGUGUGUGUGUGUUUUUUUUUUAGAUCUUUUCACUUCAUUUCCAACUCCCAUUACGGGGAUUUUUCAUCCAAGGAAUGCAACGGAUGUGUUAGUCGUUCAUUGAAUUUAGUCCCAAAAGGACAUCAACAUUUCAGAGUGCAUUUAGGUGUAAAAAGAAAAGAUUCUUUGGAUAUAAGAUAUAACUGAAUUUGUACUUCAAAAACCCCACAUCAUUACCAUCACCUGCAAAAGGGUUUACCACUCUUUCUCUCUCUUCUCACUUGAUUAUACUCCACCUUACCUAUCAACUUGUUGUUGAAUAAAAAAAAAUAAUUAUAUUGGAAAUUGUUCCUUUUUGUGGAUUGUUAUCAGUUUUAAAAAUUAUCACAAAACGCGUUAUGUGAUAAUAUUUCAUUUUUAUAUUUAAACAAAAAAAAAGUAAAUCAAUUACAAAAGAAAAUAAAUAAAUACAAAAAUAUAAAAAUAUUUACAAGUUUUUUAAAAAGAAGAAGAAGAAAAAUAAAAAUAUUAAUAAAUCAUUAUUAAUACCCUAUUUAAAAGUUAAGGUGUGCUUUAUGAUUUACUGUGGUUUUGAGAUAUCAAUUUACAGAACGUGAGUUGUGGUGUGCUCUCGCAGUUCGUGAAUAUGCCCCUACCGUGAAGUUAUGUAAAAUAAAACUUAAUGAUUUUGCGAUUUAAAUAAAAGUAGAGUGUGAUCCCUGAAAUAAUAAUAAAUAAGUUAUAAUAUUGAUCCAUUUGGGGAGUGGGUUUAAAAAAUCUUAUAGAAAUAUUAACAGAUUUUUCAGUGUCGUUAUGGUGAUAAAUUGAAAAUCAGAAAGCAGCGGAAACAACAUUAGGCCCUUAACAUUCUCAGGCUUUGGAAUAUUUUUCAGAAUUUAUUUCGAUAACUAAUAAGGAUCUUCGAAUAAAAGGAAUACUUGGUAAUGACUCACUUUUUUGAAUGGCUGAGCUGAAAAUAAAUCUUAAAAAUCAAAAUGGAUAAAAAUAAACUCAAACGGUUUCUAUCGCCUUGCGAAGUUCAGUUGGUGGCAAACACAACAACUAUUGACUCCGCACUGAAAUCUAGCCAUGAAUGAAACAGAGUGCGAGAACCUCAUACAAUCUGUAAAAUGGACAGAACCUGCAAGCCUAAUCUCAUUAGCCAUACUCGAAUUUAUAAAUGUUUUAGUCAUAGGAGGAAAUUUAUUAGUUAUAGCCGCUGUAUUUUGUUCAAACAAAUUACGUAGUGUUACGAAUUUUUUUAUUGUUAAUUUAGCUGUAGCUGAUCUUCUAGUUGGACUUGCUGUCCUUCCAUUUUCUGCUACUUGGGAAGUAUUUAAGGUUUGGAUAUUCGGAGAUGUUUGGUGUCGAAUUUGGUUAGCAGUUGAUGUCUGGAUGUGUACUGCUUCCAUAUUAAAUUUAUGUGCAAUAUCAUUGGAUAGAUACGUUGCCGUAACUAGACCUGUCACAUAUCCGAGUAUAAUGUCAACAAAAAAGGCCAAAUCACUAAUAGCUGGAAUUUGGGUUUUGUCAUUUGUUAUUUGCUUCCCACCAUUAGUCGGAUGGAAGGAUAAAAAGUUAGAAGUUGAAACUACCUAUAACAGGGGAAAUUAUACGCUUUACUAUGCUACAUCUACCACAACUUCAACCACUCAGUCAGCACCUCCACCGCCAUGUCCUUGGAAAUGUGAACUGACAAACGAUAGAGGUUAUGUCCUCUAUUCCGCAUUGGGAUCAUUCUAUAUACCAAUGUUCGUUAUGUUAUUUUUCUAUUGGCGAAUUUACCGAGCUGCCGUGAGGACAACUCGUGCUAUAAAUCAAGGAUUUAAGACCACCAAAGGUUCAAAGGGUAUCGGAUCACGUUUCGAGGAACAACGUCUCACAUUGCGAAUUCACAGAGGACGUGGUUCCCAUCAACAUGAUUCCACUCACAGCAAUGGUAGCACGCAAAGUACAACAACCACUCUUGGAACGCCAUCACCUGAGCGUUUAUCAAAAUAUUCAACUCGCCGAUCUCACCAUCACCAUGACAAAAUCAAAAUAUCCGUUUCGUAUCCGUCGAACGACAACAUUAACGAACUCUCACAAAGCAGUGAAUCAAGCAAUGCCAUGUACUCCGUUCACUAUACCGCCUCCAAUGGCAGAGAAACCCAUGAAACGCAACUCUUCCGCGGCAGCCGGGACAGCAAUUGUUACCUUCAGGUUGGCAAAAGCAUGCCCGAGAUGUCCCGCCGACAAUCGGCCACAAGUGACAUAUCAGAAAGAGGCCGCCCUUGUCCGAACAAGAAAAUGGGGCGCCGCAAUAUAAAGGCUCAGGUUAAAAGGUUUCGCAUGGAAACAAAGGCAGCCAAGACAUUGGCGAUAAUUGUUGGAAUGUUUGUAUUUUGUUGGCUACCAUUUUUCACCAUCUACAUUAUACGGCCGUUCUGCGAAAAUUGCAUAGAUCCGCUCUUGUUUUCGAUCCUUUUCUGGCUGGGUUAUUGCAAUUCGGCCGUCAAUCCUAUGAUCUAUGCAUUAUUUUCGAAGGAUUUCCGGUUUGCUUUCAAACGCAUCAUCUGUCGGUGUUUCUGCUCAGGCCAGAGUAUGUCCAUGAAGACCAGUCGUCGAGGAUCGGAUAUGUCCCAAGUUCGGAUUAAAUGCCGAUCGCCGAGUAUAACACCCAGUGCAGUGGCUCAUUCAUUUGGUGAUGAGCAUGAACAUAUACAUGAGUUAAGCGAGCCCAGAUGACGUUCAUUCGGCCCCAGUUCGAGCUCGCAGAGCAGUUUUGGGGUCCGAAAAUGCAGUUUGAAAGUUCCUGUUUAUGAAAUAUGUCAUCCUCUAGUUAUGGACUCACCAGGGUACUCCUAUUCAGCCAAAGUAUAAACAAAAAUGUGUAUAUUUUGUUCUAUUAAAAUGUACCUUCUUUAAAUAUUUUGUUUGAUUUAAUACUUAAAAAAAAAAAACAGCUUAAACAUUGUUAUUUACGAAUAGGAACAAAUUAUUUAUUUUAAUGCAUUUGUAUAUUAAAAGCGCUUUAUAAAACCAUCAAAACACAUAGUUUAGAAAUUAUUUGUUUAAGAUAAAUUAUUGAUUUUGAAUUAAUUUUAUAUACGUAAUAAAUAAUUGUUAUUAACUUUUUGAGUUUUUAAUU
Messenger RNA from Eupeodes corollae, 3426 nucleotides. It is a transcript of the gene Oamb, whose product is annotated as octopamine receptor Oamb. Gene Ontology annotation, cellular component: membrane. Gene Ontology annotation, molecular function: G protein-coupled amine receptor activity. The coding region runs from base 1386 to 3023 and encodes 545 amino acids. NCBI's taxonomy places the organism in Eukaryota, Metazoa, Arthropoda, Insecta, Diptera, Syrphidae. The transcript has 6 exons. Gene Ontology annotation, biological process: adenylate cyclase-activating adrenergic receptor signaling pathway. The record is from RefSeq and is a predicted model, not a curated record.